Molecule: messenger RNA, 385 nt
Organism: Colletotrichum phormii
Lineage: Eukaryota; Fungi; Ascomycota; Sordariomycetes; Glomerellales; Glomerellaceae
Exons: 2
Coding region: 1-357 (118 amino acids)
Molecular function (GO): FAD binding
Source: RefSeq, a predicted model, not a curated record
AUGACCUUCAAGAUUGCCAUCGUCGGCGGUAGCGUCGCCGCCUUGGCGCUCGCCAACAUGCUCGAGAAGUUCAACAUUGACUAUGUUGUUCUCGAAGCCUACCCCGAGAUUGCUCCCCAGGUCGGGGCCAGCAUCGGCUUGUUGCCCGACGGAUUACGGAUCCUUGACCAGCUUGGCUGUUACGAAGCGUACCGGGCCAGAGCUGAAGACCAAGUAUACCAACACGCCUAUCUUAGAGGGGAGAAUGGUGAAAUCUCCUGCUAUCAACAUGAUCUGAUGGACAUGCUCGGAUAUCCUAUGAUUUUCAUUGACCGGCAGAUGCUCAUCCAAGUUCUGUACGAGAACCUGAAACAUUAAGACAGAGUGUUAACCUCGCAACGAGUUG